This is a messenger RNA of Toxorhynchites rutilus septentrionalis, 8880 nucleotides long. RefSeq lists its product as uncharacterized. Lineage: Eukaryota; Metazoa; Arthropoda; Insecta; Diptera; Culicidae. The coding region runs from base 156 to 1979 and encodes 607 amino acids. The record is from RefSeq and is a predicted model, not a curated record. The transcript has 2 exons.
UAAUUACCGCCAAAGUUUCUGCUCACUGCGAACAGCAUCACAUCAUCGCAGAAGAGCAGAAAGGAUGCAGGAAAAAUACGCAUGGCUGCAAAGACCAGGCCAUCAUCGACGCAGCCAUAGUCGGCCAGGCGGUAUAUAACCAGCGGAACCUAAGUAUGGCCUACAUCGAUUACAGGAAGGCUUAUGACUCCAUACCUCACUCGUUUCUCGUCCGGGUAUUGGAGCUCUACAAGAAUGAUCCCGUCGUCGUUAGGUUCCUGCAGCAUGCGAUGAGGCAGUGGAGCACGUCUCUGCACCUCAGUGAUGGGGAAAAUGUGUUGCAGUCUAGAACGCUGCAGAUAAAGAGGGGGAUAUUCCAAGGCGACUCUUUCAGCCCGCUUUGGUUUUGUCUGGCACUGAACCCCCUCAGUAGGACGCUCAAUAGAAACGGUCAUGGCUAUAAAAUAAGGUAUGGCGACGGCGCCCACGAAGAAGUGACCCAUACCUUCUACAUGGAUGAUCUCAAGGUCUACGCUGAUUCACGUCAGCGUCUAGGUGUAGCUAUCCGGGUUGUCGAAGACAUAAGCAGGGACAUCUGCAUGGAGUUCGGCCUCGACAAGUGCCGCUGUGUCCAUCUGCUGAAAGGGCAGCUUACCGAAUCCGGAGGUUACGAGGUCUAUGACGGCGAGUUCAUAAGAGACAUGGUUUGUGGCGAAUCCUAUAAAUAUCUUGGAUUCCGACAGCUCACCGGGAUUCGCCACUCCGACAUCAAGACGGAGCUGCGAGACAAGUUCUUGAGUCGAGUGAACUGUGUCCUGAGGACUUUCCUCAACGCGGGGAACAAGGUACGCGCGAUCAACACAUUCGCGGUUCCCCUGCUGACCUUCAGUUUUGGUGUAGUCAAAUGGAGCAAAACUGACCUAGAGGACCUUGAGAGGAGGAUGAGGAAAGCAUUUAAAGAGGCCGGAAUGCACCAUCCUCAAUCGGCACUGGAGAGAGUUUCACUGCCACGCAAAGAAGGGGGACUUGGAAUAGUCGACAUAUUCGCACUGUGUGUUGCCCAGGUACGACAACUGCGCGAGUACUUCGCAGAACGCGCCAACCAAAACGCGCUAUACCGGGCUGUCUGCGCCGCCGACAGAGGAUACAGCGCUCUGCACUUGGCGCAAGCGGAGUACCAACUCAACUGCAAUCUGCAGACAGAGGAGGAGAAGAUUGCAGCUUGGAAGCAGAAGGCAGUGCAUGGUGCCCACCCCCAUCAACUGGACCGGCCACACGUCGACAAGGCCGCAUCUAAUCUGUGGCUAACGCGUGGUGAACUCUCUUCAGUAGUAGAAGCCGACAUGAUAGCCAUCCAGGACAGGAUAAUGCUGACGAGAAACUGCAGGCGGUACGUCUGGCAUCAAGACGUUGAUGACAUUUGCCGGAUGUGCCAUCAACCAGGUGAAAACAUAGAGCACAUUAUGGGAGGCUGUCCCGUUUUGGCCAUCGCAGCCUACACCGAGCGCCACAACAACGUGGCCCGUAUUGUUCAUCGACAACUGGCGCUCCAAUGUGCUCUACUGGAAGACAACGUACCAAACUACCGGUACCUGCCUGCACCUGUCCUGGAAAAUGACCGUUUCAAGCUGUACUGGGAUCGCACUGUUCUGACCGACCUCUCGAUCCACCACAACCGCCCAGAUAUAAUGGUUUACGAUAAGAGCGACCGCAAAGUCACCAUCAUCGAUGUCGCUAUUCCACUGAAUCAGAAUCUGGAGGAGACCCACGGUCGCAAAAUCUGCAAGUACCGACCAUUGGCCGUGGAGCUCAAGGAACUGUGGGGGCUAAGGGAGGUCCCAAGAAUUGUUCCAGUCCUUCUCUCUGGAACUGGAAUUAUCCCGAAGACACUUCUGGAAGCGCUAAAGGUGUUGAACAUGGAGAAGGAAUUGGCCGGCAUCCAAAAGUCGGUCAUCCUUAGCACCUGCGCGAUUGUCCGACAAUUUCUCGGUCAGGACUGAAACAGCACGAGCAUGCAGAUACGUGCAUUCCGCAGAGCCUAGUCCCCCUUUGGCAUUCAGAAGCCCGGGGGCAGGUGAAAAUUCUGGCUAGGUUCGCCUAGUUAAGAAGUGAGAUAAGUCUGCCAAAAAAAAGACACAUCGGGCUGCUGUUCUAUAAAUAACUCAACAAUGAUCAAUCAACUGUCUCCGCUGUCUGGUCUAACUGGAUAAUGGAAGAACAGAAGGAAAACUCUUACGCCUAAAUGGCUACUCUGUAAAUGUGUACCAUAUGCAAUGUUAUAGAAGGGAAUACUCUAACGCCGAAAAAUGGCAACUGUGUAAUGUGCUAAUUAUAGAUAUGAUAAACAUGUGACAUGUACACGAUUGAAAUUCGGUUCUGUUACAGCUAAAAUGCUAAUGAGCAUAAAAUUAAAAAAAAAAUACAAUGCAUGUAACGCGUUGCUUAUUUUAUUAAUUUAUGCUCAUUUUUGAAUUUAAAAAUUUGGUUUUGUUUCUCAAAUGAAAUUAAAUUAGAGAUUUUCCAAAAAUAAUUUUCCGCUGUCGCUAUGGGAGUUCAAAAAAAAGUAGGCACGAUAAUUAACGAUGUAUAUUAAGUAUAUUACCGGUUUUAAAGAAAUUUUCCGAAUUACCUCGUCAGGUUUCCCAAGAAUGACGUUCUGUCGUCUUGAUUGGAAAUCGAUAAAAAAAUACGCGCGAUGACUAAUAGAUGAAUGUUAUGAAACAUGAGCAUUUAAAAAUUUCGUUUUGUCGAGUGGUUGAUAGUUCACGUUUACACAAUCUCAUCACUUACCUCAGUGAAUCCUGAUUCUUCCUCUCUCUACUAACAAUUAUCCCUUCAUUGGAUAAGCGGCUCCGCAAAGCUUAUGCGAUUGAGCCUUACAAAAAAAUUAAUUGGAAAAAAAAUCUGUUUCUUCCAUGAUAAACGCUUGGGAACCACGCUAUAGAGGCGACCCUUCUGGCCUUCGGACGGUGAAUAUCAUACUAGCAUUCCUUCCCUUAGCCUGGUGACUGUAAGGACGUGGCCGGCGUCGUUAUUGACCAUUUAAUGUUCGGAGCACCGAAACUUGCACAAUGAGAAUGGUUUGCUACCCCCAAGCGUCAUUCAGUGUGUUCUUGGUGCAAUUUCGUUAGUUCAGGUCAAUAACGGAGAGCAACUAAGAAAUGUACAGUCUACCCAAGCUCAAACUCUAGCUGAAGCUCAAUUGAAAUUAUAUGAGAUUCUCGGCAAAGCUGUAAAUUUUCAAUGCAUUUUUUUCAGUUCAUGUGUAAUACUUUAUACAUUCUGUUUAUCAGAAAAAAUCCGGAUGAAUCUGAGACAAUUCAUGAAUUGGAUAAACAAAUAAUCUUCAAGUCGGAAUUUGAGGAAAUGUUUUUUUUUCGUUGUUUGGGCUAUUACGUGUAAGUGUUAUCGUGAUAACCUUUACUGGGUUUUCACGAUAACUAAUAUUUAUUUAGACUAGAACCUGGUUGAACCCUUUGCGGUCGUUUUUCUGCUCUCAGCCACCAAAACAAGGAAUCAUACCGAAUACUUUAUUCAACCAUGUAACAGUUUACACUAAACGAAUUUUAAUGUCUAGUAAACCUGUUGACGAAAUAAUACGGAGCUUCUAUGAAUAAUAGGUAACGGUAUAAACAUGAUUAUUAUCAUGGAAAUAUGAGAGGAUCUCUUUCAAGGGAAGUUAAAUCUGGGUUAAAUGUAAGAUAUGAUUUUAAGUACGUUGAUAAUGAAUGAAUUAGACUGGCUGUUGUUUUAGAGGGGGGAAAGGGUACUCUUGUCCUUCUUUUUCUUGAAUUGCACUAACGUUCCCAGUGGAACUUUUGCCUUCUCAACGUAUUACUUGCAUCAUUUUUAUUAGUUGUACUUAAUUGAGAUUUCUAUGCCGAAAAACACACUUUGAAUGUAUUCCGGAGUAGCAGGCUCUAGAAUAUGCGUGACAACAGUGCAAGUCGGUAGAAAUUUCUUUGACGAAAAAUCCCCCGGCCAGAACGGGAAUCGAACCCGAACCCCCCCGCAUGAUAAUGUGUGCUGCUAACCACACGGCCACGGGAGCACUCAAGAACUCUAGGGGAACCGGAGGCAUAGUGGUCAUCCUAAGGAAUAUACCCAUUUUCAGCGUUCACAUACCGCUUCAAUUCCCGUUUUUCGAAGAAUAUUAUAGUUCAACUCAUUGUUGUUCAAGCUAGCAAACGGCUUUUACUAUAAACAUUCAAAAUAGUACGUUUUUUAUCAUUUGAAAAUGAAAAUUCGAACAUUUUUUUUGCAUGGAGGUAAAGUGGUCACCCAGUGGGGGCAAAUUGGUCACUUGCACAUAUUAAGCUAAAUGGGAUAGAUUUAUUAUAAAAUAAAUAAAUAUUUUUCCAGGGUCAAAGCUACAAAAGGAACCUCUUCAAGAGCAGAAUGUGAUGAGGUAUAUCAGCUUUAGUAAACAGACCAUUGUAAGUUGUUAUUCACCUAUGACCACUUUGUCCCCAAACAUCAAAGUAAUUUCUAUGCUAAUUAAUCGCUGAGAUUAAACAAAAUAUCUGUUCAUCUCUCGUAAAAUAUGUGAACAGUCGUUCAAAUUGAUGAUUUGUCCAACAUAUUAGAUUAAAAAAAUUAAAUUUCACGAGAAAUUCCUUACACCCAAACUAGCGUUGGCAGAAAACAUGCCAUCUUUGGCAGAAAUGAUGCCAUUUAGUGUGCUGUUGAGUCAAAUGCGCAAAUAAUGAGCUAUUUUGAAUGCUUAAAAAUGGUUCGUAUGUAUGCGUGCAGACAUCUCUUUCUGUUUUCUUUUCUCAUUUCAUUUGGGAUUGUGCCAAAAAAAAAGUCCAUACGACGUCAAUGGGGAUCGAUCCUAGGCCGGCUGGAAUGCAAAGCUAAUUUACACGACCACGCUAUCUACAUGGCUAAUAAUGCUUAAGAAGCUGUUCAGAAAAUACGUGAUAAUAUUGCACCUGAUUAUAAAAUGAAGUUGGGAAGUGUUUUAUAAGAGUAAAAAAGAAGCGCAUGAAGGAGAACAAUAUCUAUCUCGGUCUGGGCCGUGUAUGUGGCAAAGUAUGCUGAAAGCUUAUUUGUCUUUUGUUUCGCUCGCUCGUAUUAAUCUUAUAUUACUGUACCAUGAAUAUUAUACAAAAGCUUACCAGUAUUUGUGAGUCAUGGCAUUUUCUGUUCUGUUAUGUCUCAUUUAAUGUCAUAAAUUGGGAUGACAAAAUAUGAGCUAAAAAUCAAUUUUUGGUGUAGAUACCAUGCGCACAGAACUACGGCCGAAUGGCUAUCGAGAGAACAAUUUCUGUUUUUAUUUAUAUUUUGACAUGCGACAGCUCUACUGAAGUACAGGGUGACUCAAAAGUCACUAAAUUCUUCAUACAUAAGGUUACUAUCAAUACGGCAUCCAUAGUCAAUAGUUAUACUACCAAACAAGCAGGUGACCACUUUGCCCCCCAUGACCAAUUUGCUCCCACUACCCCUAAUAUUUUAUAAUAUUUUUUAAUACUGAUCAAUAUUUCUGUAGAGACGGUUCUGCUGUGUUUUCACAUAAAGAUGGCACUAGGAAAUCCUGAACGCUUCCCAUGGCUAUGAGAAACAUACGUAAAUUUGCUCCAACGUUUUCACUUAAUAUCAAAAAGUAAAGGUCGACCAACCCAACCCUCAUUAUUAUAAACAACCGCCGGCACACACUCUCACACACGCACACUUACACAGCGUUCAGCACAAUAAAAAUGGCUUUAUUAGAUGUGCCCGGGCGCAAAAUUAACAUAUCAAUGAACUAACUGAAUCAACCCCAGCUCAUCAAAUCAGUGCAAGUUAUAUAAUCAUGGAAUCAAUAAUGAUAUGCUUUUAGCUCUCCGUUCGUUUCUUCCAUCAUGUACAACGGAAAACCGCACACGGGAAAGCCAUGCUCAACUACAAUUUAUGGAUCGGGUGAAACUUUUCCGGACGUUGUGUGGGUGCCUCGAAGAAGUGAAAACAAUAAUUUUGGGAGAGGGCAAGAGAUAAAGUAGGAAAUUUCUCCGGCUUCGUCAUUAUAGUUGGUUUUGGUAAUUUGGUGUGAUAAUGGAAAAUGACUGUUUAAUAAUGUAUCUGGUCAUAGAAACUUGCUCCUUCUGGCUCCUACCGAUACAUCACCCAAACAGCACUGACUUCUGUCGAACUUUAGCUCAGACAUAUAACAUGUUUCCAAGAUUGGCAAUGUGUUUUCUUACAUCGUCGUCAUAGAAAAGUUCCACCACGAAAGACCAAUCGAAUUAUUGCUGAUUGUGCUGACAAGUGGAGACAUGUCAAGUGAACAUUGAAGGAAGAGCUACCGGUCGAUAUUGAAAGGUAUCGGAAUUCAAUGCCAUUGGAGCAAUCAUCAUCAAUAUUCAUCAGCGCGCCACAUGCUGGAAAGUUCUACUUUCAGAAGUGUCUACCCGUUUACUAAUCUGCAUCAGUUUGUGCGGUGUGAAGUUCUGUCCCCAUCCAGAAAGUCACAAAUUCGAUUUUCAAACUAAGUUAGAAAACACUUGAACAACACAACGUUAGCAGGUUCAAUUUUGCACAGACUUUUUAAGGAACUCAAACACUGCAUGUCUAUGAAAUAUACGGCAGACUUGUCAUCAUUUCUCAGCGCUAUGGCCCGAGGAAGAUCCACGGAAUGUUCAUAUUUAUUCGAUAAACAGAUCCAUUAUUCAUAUUCAAUUACUCGAAGUUUAAGCUCAAACUUUGUUCAUUUUCGUUUCUGACAGUAUCCACUGAAAUGUAUAUUUGCAUGCGGGGCAAACUGUGAGCUAGCUAGCUCACAGUCCCGAGAAUGAUUAGCAGUGCUUUUGAAUGCCACAUUGAAUGAAGAAUGAAGAAUCUCUGGGUGGCAGGCACUAAAAGUGCUGCAAAAGUAUUUCCCGAGCGGAGUCAACUGCUGGCAAUAACCAUCAGCGUGUCAUAUCAGCAAGUUUUCGCAAGAGUUCGCUCGCUCCCUAAUGACAUUUGCAUACUUUCACUUUCACAGCUUCGUCGACAUGUCGAGGCUGUUAGAAACACACCGACAGUCAAAAAUGGCAGCGCAAUCGUUAUGGACAAGCAACCGAGCGUGGUGUUUUAUGAUGAUUUCAUAUAAAUUCUAAUGAAAGUUCUUUCAAGCAAUUCGAAAUACCCUUUAGACCAUUAUAUAUAUAUAUAUAUAUAUAAUCCGGUAUUUCGGUACAAACUUUAAUGUAAUUGGCUGUGUGAAUAUGAACUCACAAAUCUGUUUAACGUAAUACGAAUAUGUAAAUUUUCCAUUCUGGUGAAAGGCCAAAACCUCAUAUUAUAACGAAAUAUAGCGUCGAGGUCUUCGUUAAUUUACCGCAAUAGUUUUCCCAUCUCUAAAACAUCGGAUUGAUAUUCAACUGGCAUACGAGCCAGCCAAAAGUACCCUCGCACGUACACUCGAAACCCCGAGACCCGCCCGACCAUUCGUAUCCAAUUAAACCAGGAGCUGUUCCGACUAUAAUUGGAAUCCAUAUGUUGUGUACCAGUUCAAAAUUUUAAUCAAAAACUUCUACUCGGCACGGCAUUCAAACUUUCCUCCGCCGGAAUGAGACCACCGACGCCCCAUGUCACGAAAAUCGUUCCUACCCCGAAUGCAAUAAUGUUUUCGCGGUGGCUCAAGCAUAAGUUGCUGCUCCUCUCGUCGCCAUCAUUGUGUCCGAAACACAUCUUAAUACGACGGAUUUUCUCUCUCUGCAGUCUAUGAAAAACUUUCUCGUAACUCUAAUUUAAGUUUCAACUCUCAUUUCUCAUCCCGCGGUGAUGUUUUUUUUCCUCCGCUUCGUUCCUGGUCCUCGAAACGAAGGAGAAGGAGAAGAAGGAGGUUGUCGUCAUCCUCGUAGUUCAUCGCAAAGUGCAUUCGCAGUUGGGCUUUUGUUAGUGCACUCUUUUUUUUUUGGCUAGGUCAGUUCUUCGGUGCUUUCGUGGGAAGACUUUUUUCAGCUAGUUUCCUAUAUCUCGUGCAGCAUCCCAUCUGCACGGUGUGAAUAAAAGCUUUAGAUAAGUACUUUUAUACGACGAAAUGAAUGAGUUUUAUAAUCUCGUGUUUUAUCAAGAGAAUCUACAUUCCAGCGGAUUUCACCGCUAUAUUCUUGGCCUAGGAUCGAGCAGACUUGGUCUGUUAAUCGUUUGUAGCGCAUAAUCAUUACGAUAAGUUAUACACGGAAGCUGUUCGAGGGUCGUUGCAUUAAUUUAGGUAACAUAGAAGAAUAGAUUAUCACAUGACGUUCUGACACGAUUCCCAAUUUAAAUUUCAAUGUUUAACUCUUACCAGUCAAACAAAUCGAUUAUACGGAGUACAAAAAGUUCUAAUAUCCAGCUACAGCAUACCUAUUGAAAUGAUAAUUCCGCGUCAGCAGGAUGAUUCCGCGGUUUACCUGUAAUGAAAAAAUAAAGUGUAAAUUAGUUGCGAUUAACUGCAUCAAUCGAAUGUAUAACAUGAAAUAUUGAUAUGGCCAUCAGCUACGAAGAUUUAUUAUUGCGGGCAUUUGUUCAGCACUGUCCUUACCCUCUCUGACUCAGCUAGGCUCUGUACGUGACGUGGCGGCUACUCAAUGUUCCAAAUUCAUUAUCAUAUGACCUACGUUUCCAGAAUUAUUGUCAUUUUCAAACGGUUUUACUUCCAAAUAAUUCGAAAGCCAGUUGUCAGAUAGAAAAACGAUGCAGCGAGCUACUGGGCGUUGGACAGCGUUGCCUCACGACCUGUUGAACACUAUUACAUUGUAACAGAUAUUCUUAGCUCUAUCGAGGCUAUCAAUUCAGUGAGACCGGAUAAGCAUCAUUCACAUCAACAUAAUUCAAACGGAUUCGACGGAACAUCCGAAAUUGUGUGUGAUUGGCUGUUACACACUGGAGGAAAACAUUACAACUGUGUGUGUGCAAUCGCCAUUUGUCUAGUGGAAGCGAAACGAUUCGGAG